Cicer arietinum (chickpea) is the source of this 2271-nucleotide messenger RNA. RefSeq names its product AP2-like ethylene-responsive transcription factor ANT. Gene Ontology annotation, biological process: regulation of DNA-templated transcription. The record is from RefSeq and is a predicted model, not a curated record. Lineage: Eukaryota; Viridiplantae; Streptophyta; Magnoliopsida; Fabales; Fabaceae. Gene Ontology annotation, molecular function: DNA-binding transcription factor activity; DNA binding.
UAAUAUAGUAUACAUAAUGAGAACAUAUUCAAAAGAUAAACGUGUGUGGAGACUGGCGAAACAAAUAGUAUGAAAUUGUUUUUACAUUCAUAUUUAAUGAGAACUCAUAACUUGACUAUAUCACCCCACCUUUUUAUUCCAGUUAUGUUGUCAUUAUCUUUCUUCUAUUAUGACAAUGGAUUCUCUUGCAACUUACGAUCCCUUUCGUCCAUGUUGUGUAUUUUGAUCCUUAUUUCUUGAUUUUGUACUCGAAAUCCUCCAUACUUUCAGACGGGUGAAGAUCCACACUUAGGACUUUUUGCUUGAAAUUUUUUGUCUUUGAGAGGUGUUUGUUGUCCAAAUUCUAAAAGUUUGAUUCUCGAAGAUUCAUCUAAGUGUUGCUUUUCUUUACUACCAUGUUUGCGGAACCAUGAGGCUUUUGGGCUAUUUUUUUCCCAACAUAAGUGUGUCCGUGCUUCUACCUAGAACACAAUGAUUAUCACCUUACUAGCUAUGAACCUGUCCUUGCUUGUUGAAUCCUUCGUUACACUAUCAAUGAAAGUAAAAUUUGAGAGUGUGAUGUGAUAUAAGUGUUCUUUCACACACUACUCAUCAGACACAACCUUCUUCUGCUUCUGCUUCUGCUUCUGCUACUGAAGCAUUUGUACCAAGCUUUUAUCAUCACCCUACACCUCUUCAUAACUAUGGAUAUUACUAUGGACUUGAAGGUGAGCAUGUUGGAUUGUAUUCAGCCUUGCCCAUCAUGCCUGAUGGAUCCAUUUAUGGAAUAGAAGCUCUAUGUAAAUCACAAGCACAAGAAGCAAUGCAAGUAAGCAUAGAUGGUACUUUUCACAAACCAAACAAUUCAAAUAACAUUAAUCAUGUGCAAGAGAAUAUCAGCCAACAACAACUAUAUUACUCUUCCUUAAGAAACCAUGAUGUGAUGUUAGAAGGGUGCAUGAAAAAUCAGGUAAAAGAUAGUGUUCAGCUCCCAAAAAUAGUUGAGGAUGAAAUUUUUGGUAUGAGGAGUUGGGUUUCAAGGGACAUUCCUGCUAGAUAUGAACAGGAUUCAAAGACAUGUGGGUUGUCAAUGAGUCCUGGUUCACAAUCAAGUUGUGUUACAAGUUCACAACAGACAUCACUUGCUCCCAUUGAUUCUGUUUCCAUUGAAAUGGUAGACAUGAAAAAGAAUCAGAACCAAACCGUUUUAAGGAAUACAUUUGGGCAAAGAACAUCUCAAUAUAGAGGUGUAACAAGACAUAGGUGGACUGGUAGAUAUGAAGCUCAUUUAUGGGAUAACAGCAUUAAGAAAGAGGGACAAGCUAGGAAAGGAAAGCAAGUUUAUCUAGGUGGUUAUGAUAUGGAAGAAAAAGCUGCUAGAGCUUAUGAUAUGGCUGCACUCAAGUAUUGGGGUCCCUCCACUCGUAUAAAUUUCCCUUUGGAAAAUUAUGAAAAAGAACUUGAAGAAAUGAAGAAAAUGACAAGACAAGAAUAUGUUGCUCAUUUAAGAAGGAAAAGCAGUGGAUUCUCAAGAGGGGCUUCCAUGUAUAGAGGAGUAACAAGCAGACACCAUCAACAUGGAAGAUGGCAAGCUCGAAUAGGAAGAGUAGCAGGAAAUAAAGAUCUCUACCUUGGAACCUUCACUACCCAAGAGGAAGCAGCUGAAGCCUAUGACAUUGCUGCUAUAAAAUUCAGAGGAGCAAAUGCUGUUACAAAUUUUGAUAUAAAAAUAUAUGAUGUGGACAAAAUUAUAUCAAGCAGUAAUCUUCUUAGCAGUGAACAAGCUAAGCGAAACAGAAAUAUGGAUGAUGCAAUUAACAAUAAACUUUCUACAUUUGAAGACAUUGAAGUAACAAUUCCAAUUCAGAAGAGAUGCAAAAUACAACAACAUGACCAAAAUCCACCUACACAAAGCUUUGAAAGUUGCACGGUCCAAUCAUUUUCAUUAGCUUUAGAUAACAUAUAUCACUAUCAAGAAAUAGAUGAAUCAAAUCCUUCUUCAUUGGUUACAAGCUUGAGUAGCUCAAGAGAAGAAAGUCCAGACAGAACAAGCUUACCAAUGCUCUUUGGAAUGUCAUCAACAGAAUCAAUGCCUUCAUUUUCUUUGCCUCAGAUUCCAUUGUCUGUCUUUGCUGCUUGGAAUGAUGCAUGAUCCAUUUUGUUUUCUGAUGCAUGUUCACAUUUAAGCAUUUUACUCAUGUAACAACUUGUUAGUCAGUUUCAAUUAAAGAAAAAUCAUUCAAUAAUAUUUGAAUUUAAAUCAUGACUUAACUGAAAUAAUUUUUUGUCAAA